AUGGAAGGAUAUGCGUUUACAAAUCCACAAGGAGGGCCUUCCGAGCGUACCUUCACGACCCCCAUUUCUCGUAAUAGCCUCGAGCAACCACUGUCAACUACCUCAACGUCCGAGUUCUCUAUUUGCGGAGCUUCCUCCGGUGCAAUGGACGAGAUCUCCUAUCCUGCUACUAUCCAAAUACUCCCGAAUGAACUUCUCUCAAAUAUAUUUGGUUUUCUCGAUGGACCGCCGCCUUCUGCUUUAGCGCUCUAUGACGAACCCACGUUCGAAUUAACGCAUGCCGAAGUGGCGGACUUGAAGGCUGUAUCACUUGUGUCGCAACGAUGGAGACAUGCUAUUCUACCGAUACUGUUCAGACAUACACGCUUCAUCGUUCCUGAGCCCAAAAUACACAGGCCAGCUCUCAGUCAGGCCAUCCAGCCAUUCCUUCAUUUUGCUAGCAAGAACUCACUACAUAAGGUCAUCACAAGCUUCACAUUGCUAGUCCAUGAUAAAAAAGUAAAAGAUAACCCGGAUGGUUUAUACAGAUUGGAUGGCUUUGCAGCUUUCUGGGAAGCGCUUUUCGGCACUAUCGACCCUGCUGAAUUGCUAAUUGUCGCCCCUGCAGAGGCUCUUGGGGCCCUUACUUCUUGCCAUAUUGAUAUGGAAGAUAGCUGGACUUUCGAUUGUCCAUGCCAUUACCUUCGAUUGCAAAGGCCUCCACUUCUCAGGGAUUCUAUCGAGCCCGAAGCAGCUUCUUCUUUCGCAUCUGGAUCUUCCGCAGUUUUCCAAAUUCGGCCAUGGUCGUCUCUGUUAUUGAAUGAAGGUUCCUUCAUCAAGGCAUACUCUACGUAUGAGUUCUGGUUGAGACGACCACCUUCUAUCUUGCCAGAUCUCGUUGGGGCAGAUGACAUGGAAGGAAAUACCUACGGAGCCUAUAUCAGUCCAACCAUCCGAGAUAUGUCAUAUAUCGGCAUAUUUCCCAUGGCGUCUCAUUUUGCUACACUAACAGGACACUGUCCAAGGCUAGAUCGUUUAUAUGUGCAGCUAGUGCCUCGAAAUGGUAUCCUUGACAACCGAGAAAAGAUGGCUCAAGUCGAGGCAGAGGAUCUUUGGAUGGAGAGAAAUAGUUGCUAUGCUAUACUGAUAAGAGAAUUGUUCAGCACCCCGCCACAGUUGAACUACAGGUACCUCAAAAUUUUCGAAUCCGGCGAUGCCGCCGAUAAGGAUGCUUGGGACAUGGCAGUCGCGUACAUCAAGCGCUCACGCAAUGGAUGGCAAGCUGUUGAGGAUGGGGUAUUUGUAAAAGAUCCAGAGGAUGUUGUUCCUGAGCCCGCUGAGGGCGAAGCGGAUCAAUCAACAUUGUCAGUCUGCUAA
Molecule: messenger RNA, 1356 nt
Organism: Amorphotheca resinae ATCC 22711
Lineage: Eukaryota; Fungi; Ascomycota; Leotiomycetes; Helotiales; Amorphothecaceae
Exons: 2
Coding region: 1-1356 (451 amino acids)
Source: RefSeq, a predicted model, not a curated record